Messenger RNA from Bursaphelenchus okinawaensis, 419 nucleotides. The record is from the annotation of a GenBank genome assembly. Lineage: Eukaryota; Metazoa; Nematoda; Chromadorea; Rhabditida; Aphelenchoididae.
AUGUCGGUUACGCUCACAGAAAGUAAGUUUUUAUAUAAUUUUGCUAACAUAGUAACAUCUUUUUGUACACGAAAUUGUAAAAAUGUAAUUUCGUCGUAUUCAAUUUAUUUUAUUUACGUGAAAACGUUUUCGCCGCGGGACCAUUUUAACGUUGCGAUGUUUCAGCUGGAGAACGACGAGCUCAAGCUCAAGGAACGCUCCCAAUCCUCCGUCUUCAAGGAACAACUAAUGUCGAGCGUCCUCAUGUCACCUGGUCCGCGGAUACUGUAGACAACGAGAACAUGGGCCGGCUCAAGAGUAACUGUUGUUGUGUCUACGUCAAACCCAGAAUCUGGGACGAUCCUUCCACUUGGGAACAGGAUGAGAACGAGACCGAACAUUGCCGAGGUCACACUCUGCCCCCGAAGGACAAGAACUAA